GAUGUCCUUCAUUACGACCACCAUAAUCCAGCAGAGACACUCACCAAAAUGACUUUACCCACCGAGUCCGACUCGGCGGUCACCCGCCUGAUCAUCGUUUUCACCUUACUGGCUUCCCUAGCCGGCAUAACUCUGGGAUUCAGAUACUACUGCAAGCACCGCUACGCCAAGCAGCUAGGUGUUGACGACCUCCUUCUGGGUGUCUCCUAUCUCAUCCUCACCGCCGCCGCCAUCUGCACCGCCGUAGCCUCCCGCCACGGCUUCGGUCAGCACAUUUGGACUAUCCCUCGUGUCACAGAAGCCAUAACGGCAGCCAGGAUCGUCUUCAUCGGCGGCGCUUUUGUGUUCUUCGGCAUCGCCCUGGCCAAGACGUCCAUCUGCCUGACGCUGUACAACAUCGCCCGAAGGAAAUGGCAGAAAUGGGCACUGGUGUUUGUGGCUGCUUCAGUGCUGGUAACCAAGCUGUUGUCGGGCAUUUUCAUCUUUAUCUCGUGCACGCCUGUGCAAAAGAGGUGGAAUCCGAUGGUGGAGGGGAGUUGUUGGGAUAUCAAUGUGCUUUGUCGGUAUUGGUCUUUUUCGGGAGCGUGGUCAGCAGUGACGGAUUUUGCUUUGGUGGUACUUCCUUGGUGCAUCAUUUGGCACCUUCAAGUGAAGAAGAUUGAAAAGAUCGUGCUUGGGUUUGUUUUGAGUUUGGGGCUUCUGACCGGCAUCGUUGCGGCCAUCAAGACGACAUACAUCAAAGCUUCGGACCUGGAGAAUGAUUUUACCUACGCAGCAGCAGAUCUAGUCAUAUGGGAAUCUGCCGAGCUAGCAGUCGCCAUCAUCGCCGUUUCUAUUCCAUUUGGCCGCUUGGCGGUCCAAGACUACUUCAGGAGGAAACGAGCACGAUCUGCAGGAAACACCACAAGCCAGGCUAAUGGGACCCGAAGUACACAGCUGGCCACGUCCGAGUCAACAAUGGUCCGGAGGGACGUUAAUAAUGCUGACGACGAAAUGCCCCUUGCCCGGUGUCAACUGAAAGCAAAAGCCAAUGAUGGCGUCAGAUCUAGUACUGUGUCUCUAGAGCAAUUUCUGCGUGAGGCUCCAAAGAUGCCGGGAGCGUGGAGAGAGUCGGGAAUCAUGCUGACGAGGGAAGUUUCAGUUGGAAGACAUCGAGAUGAUAGUUCCGAACAGGAGUUGGGAUGCCGAGCCUGGUCACCGCCGCCGCCGUCGAAUGUGUGA
Neurospora crassa OR74A is the source of this 1221-nucleotide messenger RNA. RefSeq lists its product as hypothetical. The transcript is spliced from 5 exons. The record is from RefSeq and is a predicted model, not a curated record. The coding region runs from base 49 to 1221 and encodes 390 amino acids. NCBI's taxonomy places the organism in Eukaryota, Fungi, Ascomycota, Sordariomycetes, Sordariales, Sordariaceae.